Messenger RNA from Lottia gigantea (owl limpet), 718 nucleotides. RefSeq lists its product as hypothetical. Gene Ontology annotation, molecular function: RNA binding; structural constituent of ribosome. Gene Ontology annotation, biological process: translation. The record is from RefSeq and is a predicted model, not a curated record. Bases 35 to 688 code for a protein of 217 amino acids. Gene Ontology annotation, cellular component: large ribosomal subunit. Lineage: Eukaryota; Metazoa; Mollusca; Gastropoda; Lottiidae. The transcript is spliced from 5 exons.
CUUCCGGUCUUUUAGUUGCGUGUCAGCCAGCAAGAUGAGUAAGAUCAACAGAGAUAAUCUGAGAGAAUCCAUCAACAACAUCUUUGAAUUUUCCACCAAGACCAAAAAGAGAAAGUUCACUGAAUCCAUUGAAUUGCAGAUUGGUUUGAAGAAUUAUGAUCCACAGAAGGACAAGCGUUUCUCUGGAACCAUUCAGUUACGUCAUAUACCAAAACCUAAGAUGAAGGUUUGCAUUCUUGGUGAUCAGAUUCAUUGUGAUCAAGCCAAGGCCAAUGAAAUGCCUUGCAUGGAUGCUGAUAUGCUAAAAAAAUUAAACAAGGACAAGAAGCUUGUUAAGAAAUUAGCCAAGAGAUACGAUGCUUUCCUGGCCUCUGAGACUCUGAUUAAACAGAUUCCCAGAUUAUUGGGACCAGGUUUAAACAAGGCUGGUAAAUUCCCUACCCCAAUCUCCCAUAAUCAAUCCCUUGUCAGCAAGGUACAACAAGUAAAGGGAACCAUCAAAUUUCAAAUGAAAAAGGUCUUGUGUUUGUCUGUCUGUAUUGGACACAUCAACAUGAGCCAAGAAGAAGUUUACACCAAUGUCAAUUUGGCCAUUAACUUUUUGGUUUCCCUUUUGAAGAAGAAUUGGCAGAACGUGAGAACUCUACACAUCAAAAGUUCCAUGGGACCUGUCCAGAGAAUUUAUUAAAUCUUUAAUAAAGAUGGCAUGAAUUCAAAU